AUGUCUUCCAGCAAAGAAGCAGAACAUGUCGCCAACCAAUCCCAACAACAACCUCCCGCACCAGCCUACCAAGAAGAAUCUCCAUCAACCUCCGGCGAAAAGCUGCCCAGCGCCGAAAACCCCUUCAACUUCCCCGCAGAGACCUCUUCACUGCCCACAUACUCAGAAGCCUCAACCAGCCAACGCACACCCAUCGCCAUUCCCCAGGAGAGCCCCACGCCCACAUCUCCCUUCCUUAAGGUCUACGCCCCAGCUCUUCUAGGCCAUGGCAUCACAAAGGAAGCCUGGGCUGCGUUUCUUGACACGAUAUCUGCGUUCAUGACUGCAAAGGUCGGUGAGCGGGCUAUCAACCACGCUGGGGAUGUCGCCAAGAGUGUCGGUCAGCAACCGGUCAACUACGUAAAAAACGUCGGAGAUCACGCAAAGCAAGUCGGCAAGAACAUUGCUUCCAAUGCGAAAAAGGGCAACAUUCUCGGCGCAGCAUUUGGUAUCGUCGGCGGCGCCAUCUCAAUCCCAGUGGGUGCAGCUUUGGGUGCUGUAGGAACUGUCGUUGGUCUUCCAGGACGAACCAUCGCCGCCGCCGUGCGCAAGCCAAAAACACCCGCCGAAAGAGCUGUUGCGUACGUAGCUGUCGCCAACCGGGAUUGGUUCAACAAGAGAGGCCUACACGCCAGCUUGGUAAACACCGAGCAGCUCUCCGAAGUGGUGGGUGUUUCCGUCAAGGCGCUUCUCGAGUCGUCAAGCGAGGGCGAUAAGAGUACUGGACCACUAGGACCUCUCAGUGCGUUGAGCGACCAUAUUGCUCAUCUUGAGGUCAAUGGGCCUGGCGUUGUUGACAUUGGGGUUGAGUCGUGGUGGUUGGUUCUGGUGCAGAUUGAGGCUGCAUCAUGA
This is a messenger RNA of Fusarium sp. VM40, 891 nucleotides long. The record is from the annotation of a GenBank genome assembly. Lineage: Eukaryota; Fungi; Ascomycota; Sordariomycetes; Hypocreales; Nectriaceae.